This is a messenger RNA of Diutina rugosa, 2316 nucleotides long. It is a transcript of the gene REG1, whose product is annotated as protein phosphatase regulator. The transcript has a single exon. NCBI's taxonomy places the organism in Eukaryota, Fungi, Ascomycota, Pichiomycetes, Serinales, Debaryomycetaceae. The coding region runs from base 1 to 2316 and encodes 771 amino acids. The record is from RefSeq and is a predicted model, not a curated record. Gene Ontology annotation, biological process: cellular response to glucose starvation; protein catabolic process in the vacuole.
AUGAACAACACCCAGAGUAAGGCCGCCGGCGCCCCGCUGGGCUCGCUGGAAGUGUUCUGCGGCGGGGCGACGACGUCGCAGCACAUCGAGGCCAAGGACGACGAGCACUUCGAGACGACCACCUUCGCGUUAAAGCGGACGCCGCUGCUUGGUCUCUUGGACGAGUUCAUCGACCCGGAAAAGCAGGCGGAAAAGAUCCAUCUGGCGUCUCCGGGGCUUAAGCAACUGCUGGGCAACUUAGCCAGCCUCGCCCACGCCACCCCCGCCGCUGCUGAGCCGCCCGUGGCCGAACCGUCAAAUGAGGUCACGCCGACACCAGCGUCGCCAAAACCACUUACGACUGCGUUCGACUCGCCCGAACUCAUGCCCCACGACGACGCCGACAUCACCAACGAGCCCCAGCGGCACGUCGACUACUUGCUGUACCAGUGGGACAUCACCGAUAUCCUGAAGCUGUGGCGGUAUAUCGUGCUGAAACGCAACACCGUCACCAACGCCGCCCGCCUCGAGAACGCCAGUUGGCGGACGUGGGCCCAGCGGCAGGGGAACUUGAAAACCAUCAACCCCGAGGUCGUCAACUGGCUGAAGGACCUGGACGUCACCUGGCUCUACGGACCGAUCUUAGAGGAUGAUAAUAAGAAUGUCGACGAUGACCCCCACCGCCAGGUGACCGUCACCUCCAAAGAAGCCGGCGAUAUCAGUUUGCCCCUGUAUAAUAAGCCGAAAGGGAUCAUUCGCCAGCGGCUGCGGCUCGACCGCAUUAUUUCCCAUUCCAACUUGUUAAAACACGAUUUGGCCGCCAACCGCGAACUACAACGGCGUAAAGAUGAACAACAGGCGAAAAUGGAGGCGCUUAGGGACGCCCCGAAGCCGGAAUUUUUCGACUACCACGCCAUUACCGGCAGGCUCAACCAGCAGUAUAAGCACUCGCAACCGCUGCUGAACCUGCUGUUGACGAAAUUGCAGAACCUUUUGAACCACAAGAUCGACACCGCCCACCAGCCGCUGCCGCUAGCCGCGGUGGCGCUGCCGAACCUGCCACAGUCGGAGGUGACCCUGGUGGACCUAAACCCGCCUAAACCCGAACGCCACAUCCAUUUCGACGAGACGGUGAUGCAGUGCAUUGCCGUCGACAACUAUCUGGACCUGGACGGCGACGCCGACGUGGCGCCUGCCCCCAAAACGCCGCUGGCGAUAUAUCUUGACUCUGACGACUCUGACGACUCUGACGACGACGAUAAGGACGGCGGUUUUUUCCUUCUGGUGCCGUCGUUGGGAGCGGCCCCCGCCAUCGCCCUGUCGGCCCGCGCCCUGGAGCUGGAGCUGGAGCUGCUGGAGCUUUCUGACUCGGUGCUGACGACGAACCUGAAGAUGGAGUUGCAGACGAUCCGCAUGCUUCUGCCGACGACGAUCAACUACGGUCUGGAGGACGAGACCAGCGACGACGAGUACACGUACACGCUGCUGUUGAGCCACAAAGCCGAGCACCGCGGCUACGACUACUACUACAAUUACGACUAUGACCGCGUGUACACCGACCACCCGGCGUACGCCGAACUCAACACCCCGGACGUUGUCGACUGCCCCGCCGACAUCGCGAUGCAGUUCAACAAUGCCUCCGUCCACGACGGCAGCGGCAGUGCCGCCAGCACUCCCAUCGUGCUUGAACCUCAGCCAGGUCCCGGAGGACUGCCAGUGGCGAUUAUACCCCAGGUGAUCGCGGCCCCGGGAGUGAAGCUGCCCCUGACACCAAAGCCUCAACCGGCGGCGGUGGAACUGGACCUGGACCUGGAUCUGGACGACGGUCUUUCCAUUUCUGCGCUGAGUUCGUCCAAGGACUUGGCGCAGCUGGUGUUUGGAAUGACCCAAGCCGACCACUUCCCCGACGCUACACCGGCAGAACCGGUGGCGGCCCCGACGGCCUCGAUUAACCCUAACCGCCUGCAACUGCUGUUUAUCGCCAAGCAACCGCGGUCGCUGGGACUGUUAGCGGCGCUGUUCUUUGGCGAUGCCUCCCAAGCCGACGGCGGGGCGGUUAGAUCGCAGCUUUCGCAGCUUUUCUUGGGCGACACCCAAAAGAACAACCUGAACUCGUCGUCGUCGACGGUGGCCCACACGCCGCUGUCGGCGCUUGCCGACCUGUUCUUAGGUCGGCUGGCGCUGCUGUUUGACCGUGAACCGUCACCGCUGGCGAAGCUGGCGCCGCUGCCACCGCAGACGUCCCAGGAAACGGCGACGUCGGUGUUGAGUCCGCCGCGACGAGCCCGGCUGGGUUUUUUGCUCCAGGACUCCGACUCGGAGCUGGACAGCGAGUAA